Guillardia theta CCMP2712 is the source of this 291-nucleotide messenger RNA. RefSeq lists its product as hypothetical. NCBI's taxonomy places the organism in Eukaryota, Cryptophyceae, Pyrenomonadales, Geminigeraceae. The annotation marks the transcript as partial. Gene Ontology annotation, biological process: regulation of transcription by RNA polymerase II. The record is from RefSeq and is a predicted model, not a curated record. The transcript is spliced from 2 exons. Gene Ontology annotation, molecular function: transcription coregulator activity. Gene Ontology annotation, cellular component: mediator complex; core mediator complex.
GAGUCCCCCGAGCGCGUCCGCUUCCUCGUUGAGCUUGAGUUCGUCCAGUGUCUGGCCAGCCCUCACUAUCUCGAUUGGCUUGCCAACCAGGGGUACCUGAGAGACCCGAAGUUCAUCCGAUACCUCGACUACCUGCAGUACUGGAAACAGCCGCAGUACUCCAAGUUUCUGGUGUACCCUCACUGUUUGAGGUUUCUGGACCUUCUCCAGCACGAGGAAGUAAGGACGGUCUUGACAAACGAUCGUUCCAUCUGCCUCAAGAUCACCGACCAGCAGUUCUAUCACUGGCUG